Molecule: messenger RNA, 1961 nt
Organism: Sphaeramia orbicularis (orbiculate cardinalfish)
Lineage: Eukaryota; Metazoa; Chordata; Actinopteri; Kurtiformes; Apogonidae
Product: nuclear envelope integral membrane protein 1-like
Exons: 9
Coding region: 14-1303 (429 amino acids)
Cellular component (GO): nuclear envelope
Source: RefSeq, a predicted model, not a curated record
UGGCGCUUUCAUCAUGGCGGGACACAUGAAAAUCAUUAACGGUUUCUGUUCUGUAUGUGCAAAUGUAUUUAUUUUCACGGUUGUGCUUCUGUGUUUACCUCGAGCCUCACACCAGUAUACGGGUAACAAGCCUCCUGUUAUUGAUCUCCAAGAUGGUGAGGUUUAUGUUUUCUCAGGGCCCAGCAGUUUCUGUUACCAAAACACCAUAGUGCCAAACUGGAGACACACCUGGACCAGAAUUCAGGUCAGAGUGUCAAGUUCAAAGCUGUUCAAGGUGCAAACUGUGGAUGAUGAAGAGCGACUGCAGGAGCUGGAACGCUUCAGUUUCUGGGGUUGGUUUCAGGGCUGGUUACGAGAGCGGCACAAUGAAACCUCCAUUAACAUCAGUCUGUUCAGUAAGAAGACGUGCUUCCGGGUGGACCCCGCUGAUAAAACUCAGUACACCGUCAAAUCUCUUCGCAAGUUUGAUAUUUACCUCUUUCUGGUCUUCCUCUCUGGGGCGUCAUUGUUCAUCUUUGCAGACUCACUCAGCAGGAGUCAGCUUUUCUACUACUCUGCUGGAAUGAGCACUGGAAUGAUUGCCUCCCUCAUCAUCCUCUUUUUUGUGUUGGCGCGCUUGAUGCCGAAGAAAAGCCCUUUUUAUGUGCUGAUAGUAGGAGGCUGGUCAUUCUCCGUUUAUGCCAUCCAGCUUGUCUGCAGGAACAUACAGAUGAUUCUGCAAGAACACUGGCAUCUGGCGUUAGGUUACGUAGCAGUGGUGGGGUUCAUCAGUUUUGCUGUGUGUUACCGGUACGGUCCUCUGGUGGAUCAGAAGAGCAUUAACAUCUUGUCAUGGACUCUGCAGCUGUUUGGUCUGCUCCUGAUCUACUCAGGGAUUCAAAUUCAGCAAGUAGCAUUCGCCAUCAUCAUAGCAGCGGUGGUAGCCAAACAUUUGGAAUACCCAGUGACUCUGGCUCUAGGUUCAUGGAGGAAGAUGAGACGAUUUAUACACUGGAAGCCUGAGCCACGUCGCCUUUUGACUGAGGAGGAGUAUCAGCAGGAGGCAGAGGUUGAGACCCGGCGUGCUUUGGAAGAGUUGAGGAAGUACUGCAACAGCCCGGACUUCAGCCCGUGGAAGGCUGUGUCCAGGCUUCAGUCCCCAAAAAGGUUUGCUGAUUUUAUUGAGGGAUCUCCUCACCUCAUGCCAAAUGAAGUGUCCGUCCAUGCACAGGAAUACGGUUUUGGAGGAUCUUUUUUUGAGGAUGAACUUUUUGACACUGAUGAUGAAGAUGAUGACAUCAAACCUUUAAAGAAUACAGAAUGAAACUGUGUUGGAGGAAAUAAAUAAUGAUUAAUGCCUUUUAAAAAGGUGGUUUGGAGUUCGGCUGCAUGCAGGCGCUGUGAAAGUGUCCACUGAUGAUCAUGUCGGCUGGAGUAAGAAACUGUGGAUUUGUUGUUUUAUUUGGGUAAGUUGUCUGUGACCUGACUCUCAACAUUAAAACUACCAACCACAAGCAGACCAGUGUGGUCAGAUUUGUUUUCAGAUGUUAUAAACCUGUGAGACCAGUUUGAGGUUAAAGCAAUGGUUUACUGUGUGUGUUGUUUUUCUUAAGUAAUGGAUUAGAGAGGUUUUUAGUUACACAGACAAAUUAUUUGGGUUUAGAGCUUUCAGGGUCCAUAUGGCAUCAAUGCACCAACUUACAGAAUUUGUCAAGUUUUGUGUUUCAUUCUGUUAUUUUCACUUCUCUGAGUAGCAGUAGGAUACAACGGCUACCGCUUCAUCUUUACAAACACAGAGGAAUCGGCUCAGGAAGUGUUCGCGUUCAUUGUGUUGUCCCUUCAUUUUGAUGGACAGUGGAAGACAAAAAAUAAAAAAUUUGUCCUGAUGUGCAUGCGUUUCCAGUGUUGGAGUGUUUUGCAACAAGAUUGUGGUGUUCUAUCCAUGUGACUUGGUUAAAUAAUAGAGGUGCUAUAAACCAGAA